Dioszegia hungarica is the source of this 3438-nucleotide messenger RNA. RefSeq lists its product as uncharacterized. The transcript is spliced from 8 exons. Lineage: Eukaryota; Fungi; Basidiomycota; Tremellomycetes; Tremellales; Bulleribasidiaceae. The coding region runs from base 1 to 3438 and encodes 1145 amino acids. The record is from RefSeq and is a predicted model, not a curated record.
AUGAUCGUCGGAGUCGGACAGCGCUGGAACAUGUCUGCCCUAGACAGCAAUCACAAUCAGCCGAGCUCUCAGCGAGCUUCUAAACUCACAAAGACAUCCAAGAUGUUCGAGGGCAUUUCCUUCUACUUCGAACUCGAGUACAGCUUGACUAUUGCCGGCGUACGUGAUGCAGCCACCGUUCGGUGCAGGGGCGGGCUGAUCGUCCCCCACCCAACACCUCAAGCCACCAUCAUCGUCGAUACCCCGCGGGCCCACCCCCGAAAGCUCGUGCUACAGGUGCCGCAAGCCCCUCCGCAGGGGGACACGACCACGUCUGGACUCGUGGCGCGCUAUGGCGGGUUUGUGGGCGUGUCGGCGCCGUAUGGGCCCAGAGGGGUCGUGCUGCGCUCAGAUUGGGUGGAGGCGUGUGAGAGGGUCGGGAAGGUUCUGAGGGAUGAUUUUUACGCGGGAUGGGAAGUUCGAGGAACUUGGGAUCCCAGACUGGUCACCAAGAUUCCCCCGCCUCCUCCACCCGCACUUCCGCCCCCUGCACUGCCACCGGUCCCACCUCCUGUCUCCCAGCCGUCGGCCGUGGCUGGUCCAUCGCGCCUGCCCACACCUCUCACCUCGUUACAGCCUCCUUCAGCCGGACCAUCGCGAUACCUCCCCUCGCCGCCUCCCACCGCCUCCUCCGCGCCUAUUGUGGCAUACCAGCCGCGUAGCAGGGUAUCGUCCGCUCCCGGGACCGACAGCAGUCAAUCUGGCACGGCGCCUGAGGCUGCGCCGGGUCCCAGACCCGUGACGUCCGGUCCGAGGGUAUCCCUUCCCACCCCCCUACCCAGACCACCCCAGAAUAAAGCACCACCAAGCGGUCCCUCACGUCCUAUGGGCACCAAUCCCCCAGUCGGCCCUAGAGCGGCUGCACCCGUACGCCAAUGCAAAGACAUCUAUACGGCAGUCUUCGGUGAAGCUAGUAGCUCUGGAAGCGACUCGGAAGGCGCGGCGGACGCAGAGCCUCCUCGUCGUCGUCAAGCUCGACGGUCGGCUCCAGCGCCGGUCAUGAAGGACGUAAAGCUCGUCUUCUCGGACAGCGACGAGGAGGACAAUCCUUCCCCGCUCUUACGCCGGCCAGCCAGACACGUAGCCGCCACAGAGGACGACGAGCUGCAAUUCUCGGACAGCAAUAAGGGAGAUUCGCCUCCUCGGCUGGUCGAUUCUGCCGUCAUCGAUCUGACAAAGGACGAAGAGCUCGAAUUCUCGGACAGCGAAGAGGAGGAGGGCGAGCAGGAAGGAAGACCGAUGCCUCUGCCAGUCCGGCAGGUGGCUCGCGGACGGAACGCCGAGCUGCGGUUCUCCGACAGCGAGGAGGACGACGAGGCUGAGGCGGGACCGCUCGACCGAGUCGACCCCGUCGAGGCUUUGCCAGACGCGGACGGGCUGAUCUUUUCGGACGGGGAGGGAGAGGCUGUAGAAGAGAUCCCAGGAAGGGCGGAAGCUGCGCCGGAAGCGCGAGGCGAGGACUUCGCGGAUCAGCUGGUCUUCUCGGAUGGAGAGGACGAGCUCGAUCUUAACGGCCUCGAUACGCCUCCUCUUAGGCCCGCGUCUCCUCGAGGUCUUGCUGGCGGCGUGCUCCGUCCACCUGCGGAUCAAGGGCAGCUCGAUUUUGAUCAGCCGUCUGACCCCAUUACUUCGGCGGGGGCCGAGGCGGGCCCGUCCGAUCUCGACCGCGCCCUCGACGCCUUUGUCGAUGACAUCAGGCCGCUUCUCCCAUCUUCCGCCGGCGACAGAGCGGACGGGUCCGAGCCGCAUCAGCGGGAUCUGACCGGGGACAUCGAUGGGGGCCAAGACGAGCAGGAGUCGGACGAGGAAAUGGGGGACGAUUGGGCAGGAAUCGUCGGCAUGGAGGAGGAGGAGUUCCUGCUUUUGCUCGAGGGAAACGUUCGGGGGGCGUCGCUGGACCACAACGACGAUGACGAAAUCGCUGGAGCCGGUUCGGUGGAGGCGAAGAUGGAUCUUGAGGGGUCAGGGGCGGAAGAGGCGGAUGAGAGAGGGAUGGAUCAGAGAGAGGCGGAGGUGUCGAACGGGGAGGUUGCUCAGGUGGAAGAUCUGGGCGAGAUGGAUAUGGAGAUUGAGGCGGUGACUGAGGUGGAAGGGGAUCUGGGCGAGAUGGACAUGGAGAUCGAGAUCGGGAUCGAGGAGGACGAGCUGCUCACCACCCACGGCAGCUCGUCGGCAGGACAGGCCGCCGAUCCCGUUCCGCGCCGGUCAUCUUCCCCAGCGAUGCUCCACCCGCCGCACGUCGAGAACCAGCAGAUGGCGCAGCAAGGUCCGGCCCCAACCCUCGAGCGAAGGCGCCCAAUCGGCGGAUUGUUCGAGGUCAUGUCCGGAAUCCCGUUGGAAUUCUCUGUCGCACCCGGCGAGCUGCAAGCUGAGGUCGAGCAGCUUAUAAUGGCCAAUCGCGGCGAGCUCCUCCCUCCUGCCGAAGCUGCCUAUGUCAUCCUUCCCUUACCUCCCGGUCAGACCGCGACCGACCGUCAGCACGUACAAUGGAUCAAGGCACGCGAGGGGCGGAGGUCACGGGGAGCUCUCAGUCACCUUUGGGUGCAGGCGAGCGUGGAUGCGGGGGAGAUGGUGGAUAUGGGAGAUUACAGGGUCGGGAUCGCCGAAGGGGUGGAGGUAGCGCUGGAGGAGGAAACGAGGAUGGAGGAGAGGAGGAUUGCGGAGGAGAUGCGAUUCGCGGAAGAGGCGCGAAAGGCGGAGGAGGAGAGGAUAGCGGAGCGGGAACGAAAAGAUGAGGAGGAGAGUAGACGGGCAGAGGAGGAGAAGCGAAGGGCGUACCAGGAGACGAUAAGAGCAGAGGUAGAAAGGAGGCUGGAGGCGGAGGCGGAGCGAAAAGCAGAGGAGGAGCGGAAGGCAGAGGCGGAGCGCGCAGCCGUCGUGCUGGCUCAGUCAGCGGAGGCGGUGAUCGAUGGUCAGGAGGUCGAAAUGGAAAUGGAUGUGCGGACGGAGGCACCAACGAGCAGGUCGGUAUCUGAGCGGACAAAACGGGCGUUGGAGGGGAAGGAUGCCCGGCGUUCAUCUUCCGAGCUAUCGAGCGUCUCUUGUCCGACGCCGUCGCCCCUAUCUGGACCUAUCAACCACGAUCCCCCCUCCGGGCCUGCGGUCGCAGACGUGCCGCUUGGCUGGAAGGAUACUGUGGCUGUCGAGCAGCUCGCAGCCGUAUUGAUCGACUGGGACCGUAAUGGCGGUAAGGGCGAUCCCCAGAGCUUCUUGCUCAGCCUGACUUUCCGAGACCAGAACGGCCUCGCCGUUUUCCUCCGCUACCGUCCACUCCUCGCUGCCCAUAUACCCUGGCUGGCUGACAUGCCGCUGGGCGGUAAAAAGAGGGGAAGACCGAGCUUGUCGGGUGGAGGGGGGACGGCUAGUCCGGAUAGGGGACCUAGGCGGAAACCGAAGUAG